AACUCUUAUAGGAUGAGAAUGCUUCCUGAAAAUAGGAAAAAGCAGUUAGCCUAAACACCAAAUAAACCCAUCGCUUUACUCUUUUGAUCUCCCCCACUUUCUUUCCCAAAUUUCUGCACUUUGCCUAUUAAAAAAAAUAAACUUAAAAAAUCAACACCUGGUUUCUUUCUGCGGACUGUCUGAGGUAGGCAUAUUGAAUGAGGUUAAUCAUGUCCACUGUUCGGUUUAUGUGCCAAAAGAAAACCGAAGAAGAUGUUCCACAAGAGAAUUUGAGAGGAACUUAUUGCAAUGUCGGCAAAGAGGAUUUGUUUUUAGUUCUUCAAUUUCUGGAGGAUGCCAAUUUGACAGAAACUGCUCGCAUAUUGGAAGAAGAAUCAGGAAUCUUCUUCAAUAUGAGCUAUUUUGAGAACAUUGUAACAAAUGGGGAUUGGGACAAGGUGGAAAGGUACUUAUUGGCAUUCACUGGGAUCAAUGAUAACACUAAUUCUACGAAAAUAUUCUAUGAGAUCAGAAGACGGAAGUGCCUAGAAGCACUGGACAUGAGGGAGACCGUCAAAGCUCGUGACAUUUUAGUGAAUGAGAUUAAAAUACUUUCAGUUCCUGAUGAAGACGUUUUUGAAAAUUUAAAACAUUUUUUCUUUCUUAAUAACAUCAGAGAUCACAAACUAUUAUCUGAUUAUGGAGACAGAGAGUCUGCUAGGGCGACAAUGUUUGCUGAUGUUAAAAAUUUUAUAGAGGAAAACCGUCUUCUGUUAUAAGCUGAACUUCCCUAAGGUCACAAGCUUGACGACACAAAUGAAGCAGAGGUCUAUUUCUUCACUGUAAGAUCGAUGACACUAAUGAAGCUAAGGUUUAUUUCUUCACUAUUUGUAUCAUAAACGUAUUCUUUCUGGUAAAGAUAAACAUUCAGUAUGUUUGGCUUGGCUUCUUCUUGAGAAAGAAGCCAGCUUUUUUCCUAUAGGGGGAUUAUUUUGGUAUGGAACUACUACCAAAAUAAGCCCCAAGAUGGGAUAUUAUUGCUCGGUAUUGAAAGGAGGCCACUCAUAUCUAUUA
Olea europaea var. sylvestris is the source of this 1053-nucleotide messenger RNA. RefSeq names its product topless-related protein 1-like. The record is from RefSeq and is a predicted model, not a curated record. The coding region runs from base 198 to 758 and encodes 186 amino acids. The transcript is spliced from 5 exons. Lineage: Eukaryota; Viridiplantae; Streptophyta; Magnoliopsida; Lamiales; Oleaceae. Gene Ontology annotation, biological process: regulation of DNA-templated transcription. Gene Ontology annotation, molecular function: protein binding.